AUAAGGUAAUUCUGGACUACUCUUUUUCAUUGAACCGCCAAGCCAACUAUGGAAAAUUUGAAAACUAAAAUAAACAAUAAUAAAAUUUGGGAGGUGAUCAAUUAAUUGAAAGCUAAUAGUUGGGGGUCAAAAUUGAAAGAUAUCAUCACCUGAAUAAAAUAAUAAAUCCCUAAACCCCCAUUUCUCUUGGGCAGUGCAUCAAUUGUACGCUAUGGAUAAAUCAAUAAACCUCCAACACUUGUUUCAAGACCUUAAUGGUUGCUUCAUAUAAAAUACUGCAAAUCCUGCAAGAGAAUAUUCAAGUAGAGGACAAUCUUUCUUCAUUAUAUAUUGUAUCCGAUUAUCAAUGCAUGAGUAAUAUAUUAGCAAGUUGCAUUUUUUCACUAUCUGUUCAAACUUGUGCUAAUUAAAUAUCAUAUCCGAUUAUCAGUGCAUAAAGAAUAUACUAGCCAGUACAAGUUACAUUGUUUCUUUCACUAUCCUUUUCAAAUUAUACAUCUUUUGGUAAGUGUUAGUGGAGAUUGUAUUGUUCUUGUGAGUGCUGCAAGUUUUCGUGUGUUUUGCGAGAGAGAGGGAAGAUCAGGAAAAUGGCCUACAAUCUUCAACCCCUCAUCACCAUCCUACAACAAAUCUUGAAUCCUGAACAAUCACACUGGAUUGUUGAUCACAACAAACCACAACUCCAAUCCCUCCUCCAAAAAGCUGCUUCUCUGCAGCAGAUUCUUGAAAAUUCUUCACUCCCCAAAAACAUAGAAAGUUUGGAGAACCAAAUCCGAGAUGCAGCACAUCAAGCAGAAGACAUCAUUGAAUCUCAGAUGGUUGAUCAAAUCCUUUCCAGUCCAGAAGGCGAGAGAUUUACUUUUUCCACACCAGAUCUACAACAAGUAAUUCAACAACUUGAUUCCGCAAUGGAACAAGUGGUGAAGCUCGCGAAGGGGAAGACGAUGCCGAGUGGCAGUUCAUCGAGUGGCGCUACUCUGUUGCAAGAUCCGAGUUCGAAGAGUGUCGUUGUGGGAGUUGAUGACGCUUUGUUCCAGUUGAAGGAUAGGCUGACCGGGAUGCAGAGCAAGCUGGAGAUCCUGCCCAUAGUAGGUAUGGGUGGUAUAGGUAAAACCACUCUUGCUCGAAAACUUUAUCAAGAUCCACUAAUUGUUGAGCACUUUAGCUAUAUUGCUUGGGUUACAAUCUCACAAGAUUACAACAUGAGAGCAAUCCUAUUAGGCCUUAUUCGUUGCAUAAUUGGAAAAGAAUGUGACCAACAUAAGGAAAAGGGAGAUGGUGAGUUAAAAGAUAUUUUAUAUCAGAGCUUGUAUGGUAGAAGAUACAUGAUUGUAUUAGAUGAUAUUUGGAGCACCAAAUUCUGGGAUGAGAUAAGGAUGUACUUCCCAGACAAUAAUAACAAGAGUCGGAUAGUGAUCACCACUAGGGAAUCAGAUGUCGCCAAAUAUGUUGAUUCCAAGAGUCUGCAACAUCAGGUGCAAUUGCUAUGUGAGUCUGAGAGUUGGAAUCUAUUUCGCCAAAUCGUGUUUGGAGAAGAGGAUUUCCCUCAUGAAUUACAAGGGAUAGGAGAGAAGAUUUCGAGUGACUGUGGUGGGCUUCCUCUUGCCAUCAGUGUGAUUGGAGGGCUGUUGUCAAAGGUGGAAAGAUCAAAAGAAGCUUGGGAGAAUAUUGGAAAUGACGUAGGAGCUGCAAUUGGAGAAUCUGACCAGCAGUUCUCCAAUAUACUAACCUUAAGUUACAACCAUUUGCCGAUUCACUUGAAACCAUGUUUUCUGUAUGUGGGAGCAUUUCCAGAAGAUUAUGAGAUUAAGGCCUCGAGACUCAUAAAGAUGUGGAUAGGGGAAGGAUUUGUGAAAACAAAUGGAGAAAAAAGUUUGGAAGAAGAGGCAGAAGAUUAUUUAAAGUCACUCGUCGAGAGGAAUGUAGUUUCAGUUAGAAGUUAUCAUUGGUAUAGAAAACCAAAGAGCUACAACAUGCAUGAUCUUUUGAGAGAUUUAUGCAUCAGGAAAGCUGAUGAUGACAAGUUUCUAUGUGUCAAGAAUUCCCCUGAGACUAAAGUCAGAUUCUCUAACAUGCGUCGUGUGAGUAUUCAGACAUCAUAUGGAAUGGAAGAUGUUGAUGAGUCUGCUUCAUCAGGGAUGUCAUUUGCUCGAUCAUUUCUACACUUUAUCUACUUUGAUAGGAAUUUAUGUCCCAUAUUUUUCACAUUAAGCCUGCUUAGGGUGUUGGAUUUAUUGGAAAUGCAUAUCCCUGUUGAGUUCGGAAGAGAAAUAUUACAACUUGUGAACCUACGCUACUUAGCUAUCAACUGCCAUUCAUUACCUAGAAGUGGAAUAUCAAGAUUGUGUAAUUUGCAAACCUUGAUUGCUAGGAUAUGGGAUAGCUAUUGCCCAACUGAGUUGUGGGAGAUGUAUGAGUUAAGACAUCUCAUCACGUUGAGAACAUGUCUCAUGAUGAAAGAAGAUUACGUGACAAAAACUGUUCUGAAGAAGCUGCAGACGAUACAGACUGUGCAUCUAACUCCGUCGAUGAUUAGUGGGGGUUUCUUGGAAAGCAUUCCAAAUAUAGAAAAGUUGGGAAUCUUUUAUUAUGGGAGUGAAGUAGUUGAUCUCACCCAUCUUCACAAACUCAAAGCAUUAAUGUGGUGUUCUGACUACGGUACACUUAUUCGCAGAUUAAAAUAUCCAUCUACUCUUAGAAAAUUAACUCUGAACUGUGGUCUAAUGAGUCCGGUGGCGAUGACGGCUCUAUGUGCACUACCGAAUCUGGAAGUGCUUAGGAUAUUUGGUUGUAGCUUCAAAAGCAAUGAGACGGAGGAAGAAGAAGCAAAUAAAGAGUGGGAAAUGGCAGAAGGAGAUGAAUUCAGCUCAUUGCAGUCUCUACAACUCGAUUAUUUAAAACUGGUGCGUUGGAGAGCUGAUGAAACCAACUUCCCCAUACUCCGACAUCUCUCUAUACGACGUUGUUAUGAUCUAGAGAAAAUCCCCGCCGACAUUGGAGAAAUCCCAACCCUUCAAUUAAUCCACUUAGAAGGUUGCAGGGAGUCUGCAGAGGCCUCAGCGAAACAGAUUCAGGAGGAGCAGCAAUCCGAAUGCGGAAACUACGACCUCCAACUUCGUAUCGAACAAUAUGAGAGAGCACAGGUUUUUGCUUAUUUGAGCGAAAUUCUGGGCGAUCAUGGCAGAGGCUACUCGUUUCAAGGAUCUGCAAGAUACACAGAAGAAAUUAGAGCAAAUUUUUCAAGCUGAGACGUUAAAGAGGGUUGCUUCUGAGGAAAGAAUGAAGGAACAAAUCUCUUCAGUUGAUUCGAAGAUGGUAAACAUAGAUAAAAAGUGUGAAAACUUAACUGCAUUCGAAGCGGGUUGUGGUUAUGCGAGGUGUCUUGAAGAAGGAAAGAAUGCAGCUGCAUUGUUGUGUGAUCAAGGGAGGAUUGGUCGAUUCAAAUUUGUUCGUGGCCAAUGCUUUGGUAGACUCUACUCUGCCUGCGGGAGUUUGGCAGAAACCGGGAAGUCGUUCGAAUUUGGGGCUAUACACAUCUUAUUGAAUUUUGAGGUGGUCUCAUAUGAAAUCGGUUUUAUGGUGAAAUCAACUUCACAAUGAUACUACUUGUCGACUUCAACAUAUAAAUGAUAUUUUAACAUUUUAAAGUAUCAUUUCUAUAUUGAAAUAGUGUCAUUGUGAAGCCAGUUUCACAAUAAAACCGGUUUCACAUGAGUUUUUGUGUUGAAUUUUAGUGUAUUUUUAUUUGUCUAGAUUUUUACUUAUUAAAGUUUUAAUUUUGGGAGCUACAAGGGUAAAAUAGUACAUUCAUU
Messenger RNA from Salvia miltiorrhiza (redroot sage), 3812 nucleotides. RefSeq names its product putative late blight resistance protein homolog R1A-10. Gene Ontology annotation, biological process: defense response to other organism. The record is from RefSeq and is a predicted model, not a curated record. NCBI's taxonomy places the organism in Eukaryota, Viridiplantae, Streptophyta, Magnoliopsida, Lamiales, Lamiaceae. The transcript is spliced from 2 exons. The coding region runs from base 588 to 3248 and encodes 886 amino acids. Gene Ontology annotation, molecular function: ADP binding.